CCAAGCAGAGGGAAAGGAAUCAAGAGGGAAUAAAUAAGGUUGAAGCAUGAACAAGACAGAAUUCAUCACUGUUGUGGGAUUUGCCGUAUCAUUGCUGUUCCACAUGACCCAAACUGAAGUCUGUCCUCCCUCCUGCAGUUGUAAGUCACUGGGAGAAAUGAAGGGGUUGCAUAUAGACUGCAGCUCAAGGAAGCUGACGGAAGUGCCUGCCUUGCCCGUUAACACCAAGAGGCUUUAUCUACAGAACAACAGCCUGACCUCGGUUCCUCCCGGUGCCCUGGACAGCUUGCACAGCCUCGAGGAAGUGAAAAUAUUUGACAAUCCUUGGAACUGUGACUGUCAUAUUCUGUAUCUAAAACUCUGGUUAGAAGACAUCUCUGCACCCUCUCUUGCAAAGAUCAGAUGCGCAACCCCAGGUCCUGUGAGGAUGAAGCCCUUGAGGCAGCUGACUGGGAAUGAGCUGGGCAUUUGUAAGAGGCUUCUCCCAAUCAAGUGUCUUGAGUUCUUUUGGCGAGACCUCAUUUUAAUUGCUGGAGCAAUAAUUACACUUAUUUUAGUAGCAUGGGCUCUGAAAUUCUCAAAAAAGCUGGUCUGCCAAAUAAACCUAAGCCACUAUGACUCCAGGGGCUGA
Fulmarus glacialis (Northern fulmar) is the source of this 631-nucleotide messenger RNA. RefSeq names its product glycoprotein IX (platelet) (gene GP9). The record is from RefSeq and is a predicted model, not a curated record. The transcript has 2 exons. Bases 47 to 631 code for a protein of 194 amino acids. NCBI's taxonomy places the organism in Eukaryota, Metazoa, Chordata, Aves, Procellariiformes, Procellariidae.